Messenger RNA from Maniola jurtina (meadow brown), 2297 nucleotides. RefSeq names its product serine/threonine-protein kinase PRP4 homolog. Gene Ontology annotation, molecular function: ATP binding; protein serine/threonine kinase activity. Gene Ontology annotation, biological process: peptidyl-serine phosphorylation; peptidyl-threonine phosphorylation. The record is from RefSeq and is a predicted model, not a curated record. Lineage: Eukaryota; Metazoa; Arthropoda; Insecta; Lepidoptera; Nymphalidae. The transcript is spliced from 2 exons. The coding region runs from base 510 to 2261 and encodes 583 amino acids.
CAUUUGUGUCGUGAUUUUGUCAUUCGUAUUUGUCAAAAAACAAAAAGUCAAUGCAAUAUUGUAAAAUUGUUUGUGUAUCAUUUUUCAGAAAAUCUAACAUUUACGUGAGAUAAAGAACCUUAAAUAUAACCAUGGAUGGCAAAGUAAAGUGACAGAAGAGGCUAAAAGAGCAGAGAGCAAAUGAAAAUGUGAAUUUUUUGCUGAACAACAUGAAAAGUUCAAUAAACUGAGUAAUGUUGGAACAGUACUGAUGACAAAGCACAGGGUGGAAAUGUAAUCAAUGAUAAUAUAGACCAUAGUACUUCCAUAAAUAUUCUGCCAAAUGUGUCAAACUUAUGAUGGUUGUUGUUGUUGCAGUUGCAGUCAAACAACCUGUCAAAUAUAAUGAAAAAUCAGCCAUCAUAAAUGUGACAUACAUGCUUGCAAAUAUUAAUAUUUAUAGUAUAAAAUUAUGAAAUUAUCUACAUUUUUUUAAUUUUUUUGGAUAUCAUACUAAAACCAGAAAACAAAUGUUACUGUUUACAGGUACAGAGGAAAUUGAACAUUUAGGAACUUUUAAAGUGAUCAAAGAGAUGGCUGAAAAACAUGAAAAACAUUCAAAAUACAAUUCCACUAGAGACUCCAGAAAUAAAGGUAGAAAAAGAAGCAGGGAUGAUUCUAAAUAUAAUUUGAGUGAAAGUAAAACUCCUCCGCUACCAAUAAGACAUGGUCAUAGUAUCGAAGAAUUAAUGAAGCGAAGAGAAUCUAUUAAAGAGGAACUUAAAGACAUCGCCAAAAAUGGAAGCAAACACAAUGAAAAUAGUAAAAAAUGUAAAAUUGAAGCAAAAAGCUCUGGUCAGUCAAAACAUGAGCGCUUUACUGAUAUUUUUCAAAAUACUAAGUCAAUUAAGCAGAUGUCAUUUAAAGAUUCUUCGCCUGAUAAUGUCCAGGACUAUAGCCAAUUAGAUUCUGAAGAUGAAGAAAGCAUAAUUGAACAAAGAAGACAACAGCGUAAACAGCUACUGGAACAAUUGAAUGCAACUGAGACCAAAACAGAGUUGUCAGUAAAACAUUCUGAUGAUAGUGGACAAGUUAAUAAAGAAGAAGAAAAAAUUAAUUCACCUGUGGAAUUGAAAUCUUCAAAAAACAUUACAGAUAUGUUCUCAGAGGAAGACUUUGCUCCAAAGAAGGAUUCUGAUAUUGUUACACAAGACAAUAGUGAAGUGAGUCUACAAUUAAAUGAUAACUGGGAUGACUCUGAAGGAUAUUAUAAUAUUAAAGUUGGAGAUAUUGUGGAUAAUAACAGAUACACAAUUAAAUCACUAUUGGGGCAAGGGGUCUAUGCUAAUGUUGUGAAAGCUCAAGAUAAUAGCAGAGGAAAUAGUGAAAUUGCAAUUAAAAUUAUUAGAAACAAUGAUUUGAUGUACAAAACAGGUUUAAAGGAAAUUAAGUUUUUGAAAGAGGUGAAUGACGCAGAUUCUGAAAAUAAGUAUCACUGUGUGAGAUUAUUGACACAUUUUAUGCAUAAAGGGCACCUCUGUUUGGUAUUUGAAGCUAUGCACAUGGACUUAAGAUGUGUACUUAAGAAAUAUGGUAAAAAUCAUGGCCUUAAUGCGAAAGCUCUGACAAAUUAUAGCAGACAGUUGCUUCUAGCAUUGAGACUAUUAAAGAAAAUAGGCAUUAUACAUGCUGAUAUAAAACCUGAUAAUAUUUUAGUGAAUGAAAAUAAGAACAUUUUAAAACUUUGCGAUUUUGGAUCUGCUAUGAAAAUAAAUGACAAUGAACCUACUCCUUACUUAGUAUCAAGGUUUUACAGAGCACCUGAAAUCAUACUCGGUAUUCCUUACAAGCACAGUGUGGAUGUAUGGUCAACUGCUUGUACAAUUUAUGAGAUGGCUACUGGAAGAAUUCUUUUCACUGGAAGUUCUAACAAUAGAAUGUUAAAAUGUUUUAUGGACUUAAAAGGAAGGAUACCAAGUAGAAUAAUAAGGAAAGGGAAAUUCAAGGAUCAACAUUUUAAUUACAAUAAUAAUUUUCUUAUGCACAAAACAGAUGAGUUCACUGGAAGAGAAAAGGUCGUUGAAGUUACCAAUAUUACUGUAUGCAGAGAUUUGGGCAAAGAGCUAAAGAAGAGCUAUAAAAAUGCAACAAUGUGUGAUGAAAAGAGAAUUACACAAUUGAAAGACCUCUUAGAUAAAAUGUUGGCUUUGGAUGAGAACCAACGACUAUCAGCUACUGAUUGUUUAAAACAUCCAUUUAUACAAGAAAGUAUUCAAAAAUAAAUAGGUCAAAUAAAUUUUAUUACUGUUCUUGCUGUU